AUGUCUGAUCAACACCUUAAUUCCGAAUAUUUGCAAUCGUUUGUGGAGCGUGACUUUGAUGAGAAUAUACUUCCUGCUUUGAAGGAUUUUAUUCGAAUUCCCAAUCAAUCUCCGAAUUUUGAUACUCAUGUUUUAACGAAUGGUUAUAUGGAACAAGCCUUGAGUUUGAUUGUGCAUUGGAUUGAAAAACAAAAUAUUAAUGGAUUGAAUUUGGAGGUGAUGAGAAUUGAAGGAAAAACACCUUUGAUCUUUGUGGACAUUGAUUCCACCAUAGAAGGAAAGAAAGGAUGGAAAAAGAAUGUUCCGAUUGCUUUCUUGUAUGGUCAUGCUGACAAACAACCGCCAGCAGAAGGAUGGGCUGAUGGCCUCUCUCCUUACAUUCCCGUUGUAAGAAGUCGAUUACCCUCCGAUCAUGGUCACAUUGCUGACGAUUUCACGUAUCUGUACGGCAGAGGAUCAAACGAUGAUGGUUAUGCCGUGUUUUCUUCCAUUCUUGCAGUCAAGGCAUUGCAAAAACAACGAGUGCCUCAUGGAAGAAUCAUCAUUUGUUGCGAAUUCAGUGAGGAAUCUGGUUCUUGUGAUUUGCCCUAUUAUUUAUGUCAUAUUCUCCCUUUUGAAAAAAGUAAGCACAUUAGAGAGACACUGGGAGAGGACGCACCCAUAAUUCCAAAAGACUACCAAGGUAAAAUUGAGGGAGAAGUGGAUUUGAUGAUUUGUCUUGACUCUGGUGUCGGUAAUUAUCUUCAACCUUGGAUAACACUUUCUCUGAGAGGUAUACUAGUUUUUGAAAUGCAUGUGAGCUUGAUCACUCAAGGUGUUCAUUCUGGAGGUUAUUCAGGAUUAGUAGCUGACAGUUUUAGAGUUUCACGAAUGCUCCUCUCGAGACUUGAAGAUGAAAAUACGGGAGAAAUCAAAAUUAAAGAGCUUUAUGGAAGCUCAGCCUCAGAAGUGGACGAGAAUGAGCCUUACAUUCCAAAAUGGGUCCUUCAGAAAUUGUACUUAUCUGCCAAGCUAUUAGGAUCUGAAGGAGUGUGUGAAGCCAUACCCUUGGCAGAUGACGAUAUUGAACUCAUGAAUGAUGAUUUAUUGCAGUUGCUACUAAACAAAACAUGGCGCCCUACUUUAACCGUUACAGGUGCAGAGGGUUUGCCUAAAUUCUCAAAAGCUGGUAAUGUUUUACGUCCUCGAACUGCUUUGAAGCUGUCGAUUCGUCUGCCUCCUCACGUAUCCCCUUCAAUGGCUGAAAGGCGAGUUAUUGAAACUCUCACUUCAAAUGUUCCUUACAAAGCGAAGGUAGACAUUAAGAAUGUUCACACAGGAUCAGGUUGGUAUUGCCAAGAGUAUAAGCCCUGGUUGUUAAAAUCUUUGGAUGAUGGCUGUAAGACUUUCUUUGGAGAAGAGUAUGAAACUGGUUUUCUUGCUGAAGGAGGUUCUAUACCAUUUAUUAAGGUACUUAAUGACUGUUAUAAGAAUGCACAAUUUAUUGUGACUGGAGUGGCUGGUCCUGGAUCUGGUGCACACGGUCCGAAUGAACAUCUUUGCUUGGAGUACACAAAGAAGGUCAUUUGUUAUGUGUCCAAAAUAUUGUCAGAUCAUGCUUGUGAUCACAAUGAAUGA
This is a messenger RNA of Naegleria fowleri, 1617 nucleotides long. RefSeq lists its product as uncharacterized. Bases 1 to 1617 code for a protein of 538 amino acids. Gene Ontology annotation, molecular function: peptidase activity. Gene Ontology annotation, biological process: proteolysis. NCBI's taxonomy places the organism in Eukaryota, Heterolobosea, Eutetramitea, Acrasida, Naegleriidae. The transcript is spliced from 4 exons. The record is from RefSeq and is a predicted model, not a curated record.